GCGAAAUCCGGUGGAACUCGGAAGACAAUCAGCCAGCUGGCCGUGGAUUCCACGACAAAUUAUGAAAAUGAUCGUGCAGGUCUAGAACACCGUCGCCAUGGAGUCUGAGACAAAUUCAUUCCGCGUGGAUUUCCCAGACUUCUCGUGUUCCAUCCUGCAGAAGCUGAACCAGCAGCGGCAGUUGGGCCAGCUGUGCGACAUCACCGUGGUGAUCCAGGGCCGGCACUACCGGGCGCACCGGGCCGUGCUGGCCGCCAGCUCGCCCUACUUCUGCGACCAGGUGCUGCUGAAGAACAGCAUGCGCGUGGUGCUGCCAGACGUCAUGCACCACUGCGUGUUCGAGGGCCUGCUGCAGUCCUGCUACACGGGGAGCCUGCAGCUGCCCGCGGGGGAGGUGGUGGGGUACCUGACGGCCGCCAGCUUCCUACAGAUGUGGCACGUGGUGGACAAGUGCACCGAGCUGCUGGGCGGCCAGCGGUCCUGUUCCGGAAGUGACCGCCUGUCUCCCGGCGACCGCGAGGACGACAGCGCCAGCGAGGGCCUGGAGGCCGAGCCGCACGGGGAGUUCCUCCUCGACCCCAAAGACGUCGGCGGGGACGCGGACCAGCCCACGGAGAACGGCUCGCCCGCCACCUCGCCGGAGCAGGGGGGCGGGGAGGAUGGCGAAGGGGCCGGGGUUGUCGGCGGGCCGGGGUUCCAGUACGCCUCCCGGCCGGCUUACAUCCAGCCCAGCAUCAUGUCCCACCGCAGGUGGAUCCAGGUGAAGGCGGAGCGGCUGGAGCAAGACGGCUGCCAGGGCUUUUCAGGGGCGGGGGACCCUGACGGGGUAGAUGAUCCGGACGCGGGAGACCUCAACCAGGCCUCCCCUGCCUUUGGAGCGGACCUGGAGGAAAAACUUGGCGGCAGGCAGGAGGAGCCUCUAGACUUCUACGGGGCCUCCAUGGAGGAGUUCUCCGCCGACCAGGCCGGGGGUCCCCUCGACGUCGACGCCCUUGAAGACGACGCGGACGGGGAUGUCGGUGGAGGAGGGGGAAGCGGGGUGGACGACGGGGUGGAUCCCGCCUCUGGCCUCCACGGGGAGGCCUCGCACCAGGGCCUGGGCUCGGUGUACAAGCUGUACCCGUGCCAGUGUGGCAAGAGCUUCACCCACAAGAGCCAGCGGGACCGGCACAUGAGCAUGCACCUGGGGCUGCGGCCCUACGGCUGCGCCGUCUGCGGCAAGCGCUUCAAGAUGAAGCACCACCUGGUCGGCCACGUCAAGAUCCACACGGGCAUCAAGCCUUACGAGUGCAGCGUCUGCGGCAAGAGGUUCAUGUGGAGGGACAGCUUCAACCGCCACGUGUCCUCCUGCACCCGGGCGCAGCAGGCCCGGCGUGCCGCCAGUGAGCAGCCCAACCAGAUCUGCUGAUCCUGGAACCCGUGGGACAAUUUAACCACCAGAUCCGCUGAUCCAUGUGCUUACAUGGGACAGUUUAACCAGAUCUGCUGAUCUUGGAACCCGGGAUCAGCAGAUCACUGAUCUUAACCACCAGAUCUGCCGAUCCAUGUAUUUACAUGGGACAGUUUAACCAGAUCUGCAGAUCCAGGAAACCUAUGGAACAGCCUAACCACCAGAUCUGCUGAUUCUUGUAUCUACAUGGUACAGUUUAACCAGGUAAUCUGCUGAACAGCUCAACCCAACCACAUCUGCUGCUCCAGGAACUUACGGAACAGCCUAAGCACCUGAUCUGCUGAUCCAGGAAACCUGUGGAACAGCCUAACCACCUGAUCUGCUAAUCCAGGAAACUUGUGGAACAGCGUAACAGUGAGAUUUGCUCAUCCAGGACUGUGGGGAGCAGCUCUGCAACCUGAUCUGCUGGACAGGGCAUCUGGGGAAUAGCCUAAUAAUGGAAUUAGCUGAUUCUGGACCAACAGUGUGAAGACAGAUCUGCUGACCCUGGGAUCUACAAGGAACAGUUUAACUAGGUUUGCUGAUCUAUGAAAUGUGGGGAACAGCCUAAUAAUACAAUCUGUGCAUCCAGGACCCCGGGGAACAGCUCAACAGCGUGAUCUGCUGAUCUAGGCUGAUCCUCUUAGAUUCCCCGAUCACAAAACUGACCAACGCACUGACCUCCUCUGCAUUAACUUUUUAACCUCGACACAAGGACCUCAAAGUUAGCUGUGCAAGAAUGGUGGUGCUGGGGUAAAGAGGUUUUCCUGAACACUAUAUUGGGCAAAGCUGCAGUGAACAUUUGACCAAUCAACCACCCCCCCCCCCCACCAUGGCAACACACAAUGAUUGGUUGAAAGCAGCAGGUUCUUCUGCCCAAUUUUGGUUUCAUGAAGCCUCAGUCACUGCAGAAACAAAGCAACAAAACUGCAAUAUGGCACCCCUCUGAAAUCCGUGUCUGGCCUUUCUUCCUUUUGUGUAUUUCCUGGUGGCAUACUUCUCUUUUUUUUUUCUGAUUAAGACCUUGUCAUUCUAAACUAAGCCCACGCUUAAAGUUCACAAAAUUGCCAAGUGUUAAGGUCAGCUCUUUUGAACAGCAGGAUUUUUUUUCCUACUACCUUUUUAUGUUUGAAUGUGACUUCCACAGCAGACACAAGAGUAAUACACACAUCUUUCCUUCUAUAAUGAAUUAUUUUCUUUAAAUUAUUUUGGGUUUAGGGAUGUUCUAAUGAAAUGUUUCAAUAAUAAAUUGAAAAAUGUAUAGGCUAGUUGAGGAAGUAAGGCUGGUCACUUAAGUGCUGAAAUGAUAUGGUCAAGUGUGGAUAAAAAAACAACAAAAUUCAAAGGAUGCAUAAUAUUGUAUUUGGUAGUCCGUGGAAAUUACGUUCUUGGUAUCGGGAGAUUUCAACAUUUUUUGCUUUUCAACAGGGAUAAUAAGCUAAUAAGCUGUGAUGCCACCUUACACCACAAAAAACAGCACUCUGUUGCCUAGCGGUUAAGGUACAUGACUGUAGUGUAGUGGCUAAGGUACAUGACUGGGACCCACAAGGUUGGUGGUUCAAGCCCCGGUGUAGCCACAAUAAGAUCCGCACAGCCAUUGGGCCCUUGAGCAAGGCCCUCAACCCUAUAUUGCUCCUGGGGGGAUUGUCUGGAUCCAAAAAAAUUGUUUGGAUAAAAGCGUUGGCUAAAUAACAAAUUAUUUUAACAGAGGAGCUCUAUCAAGCAUGGAAUACAUUGAUAUCAACCAGUACAACAACCCCAGUGGUGAUUGGUUGGUAUUUCCUGACAAUUCCCUCAGAGAUCUGUGAAGCAUAGCCAGAAAGUAUCUACUAAUCAUUGAUGACGUUGUUCUCCUGUUCUACCAUGAGUAAGGUGACAUCACGCAUUAAAGAAUAAGACCCACACUUUUAAGGUGACAUCACAACCAUUUUAUUCCUAUUCCAUGUUAUUAUCCCUGAUUGUCACUAGAAUUAGCUUGAUACCUGGGAGUGCCAUUCACCCGCCUCAGAAGGACUCUUGUGUACACCUGUGGAUAUCCUCAAAUGCAUGUAAUGCAUAUUUACAGGGUUUAUACUGAAGACAAAUUGAUCGUUUCUAUGACUUUCCAUUUCAUAGAAAUUUUAAGGAUAUAUGUUUUUAAGGACAAAUUACUUGGAGGGAUUUAUUGCGGGCCAAUAGUUAUGGCUGCUUUGAGCUAGAGGGCUACGUUCUCAAGUUGGGCAUAAAUUGUUAAGCACAUCACAUUACUGCCAAGGCACACUUGUCCGACCAGUGACCGAUAACUUUUGCUUGUGGAAUUAAUGUUGAGCCUCCAGUAACAUUUCAGAACUAGAUAAUAGAUAUUAAGUGACGUCAAGCUAGUGAGCUAGCAAAAACGAUUGAUUUACGUUGCAUGUUUUAAAGGAGUUUUUUUUUAAUCAUUUGCCUGAUUUCUGUGUUCAAGGACAGUGUAAUAUUUGAGCACUUUCUGUUGACUUUUCCAUGACUUCCGGGCUGAACGUAUUUUCAAGGACUGUGGGAACCGUGUAUUUAACUUAAGUAAUAUGAAAGAUAUAUAUUUUAGCUUAUCGUAAUAGUGUUUAUAAUGGAGAUUUCUUGUUGUUAAAUCACUAUUUCAGGAUAAAUCAAGCAUACUUUAUAUGGGUAUGUGACCAGUGGUUCAUUUUUAUGUCAGGAGGCGAUUUAAAUAUUUGCUUUUGGCAGUGCUUAAUGGUGUAAGAUCUCAUGGCUGAGGUUUUCUAUAUCAAUAAUCGGUUACAGGUAUUAAACCUCAUUGUUUGUCUUUGAAUGAGGUGACUAGAUAUUUGCAGUAUCUAGAGAAAUGUAUAGAUGAAUAUGUAGUCAUAUAGGACACGUCCUUAAUACUUAUAUUUUUUGGUAGUUGCCACAAAACAAGCUGAAAGGGACAUUCUGUAAAUAAGAGUUUUGGGAAACAAAUACAUUUCUUUUUAUACAGAUACAGUAUAUAGCCUAUAUACACUGAAACAUGUUUACAUUUCAUCUUCGCUGACGACUGUUUUAUACGAUUGAUGUCACUCUUUCGUACAUUUUAGGGAAGCUCUUUCUGCUGAUGUUUAAAAGGAGCCACGGUCUGUAAAGACUAAAGCACUGAUGAAACUUGAUUCAAUCUAUAGGUUCACCUCUAAAACAAAUUUACGCCUGCCAUAGUUAAUCCAGAAGGAUGGUAUCUUAAAAACAAUUCUCAGGUUAUCAACCCAAAGCCAACCUUACAGUGCUAAACUUACAUGAAUGAUCAUGCCUUCAACACAGGAAAGCUUCUGCGCAUGCAUGUUUAAACAUGUAGCGUAUCUGAUAGCCUGCUUCUGCCACGAAUAUCUUUUACAUAGUUUCCAGCUCAGUCAUGGGUAACCGGUCCAAGGUCUAUUCCAGACAUUUAUGGUCUCCAUCUAUUAUCGAUUUUAAUAUUUAGAAAUUUGAGUCUUUUUUGGGUCCCAAGAUCAAAAUGUACAAGCUAUCAAAAUCAUAUUUCUUUCUUCCCAAAGCACUGACAAAAUGUGUUUUUUUUACUCAAUAGCUCUCUUUUCUGUGCUCACUGUCUCCGUAUGGCUCUAUCACACUCUUCAAUAAUUUAAUUAUUUUAACUGUAUGAAAAGCAAUCAUAAGGAUACAAUAUGAUUGUUUUUCUUAACAAGCUUGGAUAUGCCAAGUGGUGGAGCAUUGAUUUUCCUGGUAAAAUAAAGGUUCAAUAAAAACUAAAAUAUUCCCAGAGCUAAAUUGAUAUUUGGCCACAAGUGAUGAAGUUGGAAUUGGUUUAUUUUUUUAUUUCAUAAUCAGCAGUUGAGGAAAGUGCAUUAAUUCAUUUUAAAAGUCUCACUUUUUAUUCACCUAUUCUUCACUGACUUUUUAAUGAAACUGUUCAGUUUUUCUGUAGGUACGUAAAAAACGGACAAUCGUGUAAAGGUGAAUAGUGGGACCUCAUGGUUUUGAUUUUAAGAAAACUCUUGGCAUAAAAAAAAAUCUCAUUCUGUGCACUUAAAUUGUUAAAAGCACUGCAAAUAUUGUCUGUUGUAAGAUAUAGCGAGAGAGGGUUUAAUUAUCAUGAAGGCAAUGAUGUUGGUUGCAUGGAUUUCUUUUUCUUUUUAUGUAUGUUCCAUUCUUUGUCAUCCGUCACUUGUACUUUUGCCCACAAAUUUCUUACAUUUUCAAUUAGAUACUUGUAAGUCUCACAGUGAAUCUUGAACACUUAAUGUGUGGUUUAAAAUCAAGAGCAGACAGUUGAAAGGAGUUCCAGUUGGGGAUUUUUUUUUUUUAGAUGUACUUUAAAAAAACAAAACAAACAAAAAAAACCUCCUGAAUCUGUCAGUGUGACAGAAAUUGUUGACUAUAUAAAUGAAGUGUGUCGUGGAAAAUACAAGGUAACCCACACAAAGCUGAUUGUGUAUGAACAUUUUUUUUAAAUAACACAUAAAACAAUACAUUGAGGAGUGUGGAGCAGCAGGUUUGCAGUGCUAUCCUGUAAGGUCAAUAAUGACAUUAAAACUACCUCAAAAUGAUCUUCGUCUGUCCUUUGUUAAAACAGAGUCAAUAAAAAAGAAAAAGGUUUGGUUUGGCUUAUCAUGUUUUUUCCCGGGUACUCCUCACACUGUGGCCGUUCUAGAACUUUCUUCUUAUAGAAGAACAUUGUUACGUUUUGUGCAAAUGUGAGUUUCAGCAAUAAAUGUGUCCUUGUUUCACCA
Conger conger (European conger) is the source of this 6126-nucleotide messenger RNA. RefSeq names its product zinc finger and BTB domain-containing protein 43-like. Gene Ontology annotation, biological process: regulation of transcription by RNA polymerase II. Gene Ontology annotation, molecular function: DNA-binding transcription factor activity, RNA polymerase II-specific; RNA polymerase II cis-regulatory region sequence-specific DNA binding; protein binding. The record is from RefSeq and is a predicted model, not a curated record. Bases 98 to 1408 code for a protein of 436 amino acids. NCBI's taxonomy places the organism in Eukaryota, Metazoa, Chordata, Actinopteri, Anguilliformes, Congridae. The transcript is spliced from 2 exons.